This is a messenger RNA of Aphidius gifuensis, 3364 nucleotides long. RefSeq names its product nuclear receptor-binding protein homolog (gene Madm). Gene Ontology annotation, biological process: intracellular signal transduction; endoplasmic reticulum to Golgi vesicle-mediated transport; protein phosphorylation. Lineage: Eukaryota; Metazoa; Arthropoda; Insecta; Hymenoptera; Braconidae. The transcript has 11 exons. Gene Ontology annotation, cellular component: endomembrane system; cytoplasm. The record is from RefSeq and is a predicted model, not a curated record. The coding region runs from base 570 to 2390 and encodes 606 amino acids. Gene Ontology annotation, molecular function: protein serine/threonine kinase activity; ATP binding.
UUGCCAUACUCGGCUAAACGUGACCGAAGACAGCUAAAAAAAUGAUCGCUCAAGUGUGUGUCACAUAAAAUAAUUUACAUUACUACUCAUAUUUAUUUUGACAGUAAAUUAUACAUAUUUAAUUAAAUAUGUUAAUAAUUAAUAAAUUAACAAAUUAAAUAUGUAUAAAUAAUUGACUAUUAAUAUUUAAUAAUCAUCAAUAAAAAAAAAUAAUAAUUUAUAUUUGCGGUGUUAAACAGGUUCCUCGCAUGUGUCACUUUUUUAACUGUAUAAAACACAUUGUGGAUAUUAACAGUGUUAAAUAAAUAUAAAUAAUAAUAACAUAUAUUUUUUUAAUUAUUUAUAAAGUUAUAUAUUUUAUUUAUCAAUUAUAUUUUUUAUAUAAUAAUAUAUAUAAUAAAUAAACAAAUAUUUAUUAAAAAACAAAAAUAUAUACAUUAAAGUGAUCAAGUAUUUGUGCGUAAUAAGUGAAUAUUGUAAUUGUCAGUUGGUUAAAAAGAUAAUAUACAAAUGUACAUUAGUAAUUUUUAAUUUUGGUGGUGAUUUUUAUAAUAAAUUUUCUGUGUGUGAUGCCUGGGAGUCGAUCUAGUACGGACCCAGAACAUAAAUCACCGCGGGAAAGUGGUGAAGACUCAGAAGAUGAGAGUGAGAUCCUGGAGGAGAGUCCCUGCGGGAGGUGGCUAAAAAGACGUGAAGAAGUUUAUGUAGGCUCUAAAUCAACUCAGAUGGCUGAUGGUACAAAUUUCGGAGCAAGUGGAAAAGGAAGUGAGAACGAGGUCUCUGAAAUGGAGAUUGGACAACGUGAUGUUCCUGGAAUUGAUUGUGCUUAUCUUGCAAUGGAUACCGAAGAGGGUGUUGAAGUUGUAUGGAAUGAAGUACAAUUUUCUGAGAGAAAAAAUUUUAAAGCACAAGAAGAAAAAAUUCAACUUGUAUUUGAAAAUUUAACUCAACUUGAUCAUCCAAAUAUUGUUAAAUUUCAUAGAUACUGGACUGAUACUCAUAAUGACAAACCACGUGUUAUAUUUAUAACAGAAUUUAUGUCAUCUGGAUCAUUAAAACAAUUUUUAAAACGCACAAAACGUAAUGUUAAAAAAUUACCAUUACAAGCAUGGAAAAGAUGGUGUAGACAAAUUCUUUCUGCAUUAAGCUAUUUGCAUUCCUGUUCACCUCCAAUUGUUCAUGGUAAUCUUACCUGUGACACGAUAUUCAUUCAGCACAAUGGACUUGUUAAAAUUGGCUCAGUUGCACCCGAUGCUAUUCAUCAUCAUGUUAAAACUUUUCGAACAAAUGUUAAAAAUAUGCAUUUUGUUGCACCUGAAUGUGGAAAUUCUCUUACACCUGCAAUUGAUAUUUAUUCAUUUGGUAUGUGUGCCCUCGAGAUGGCUGCAUUAGAAAUACAAGGAAAUGGUGAUAGUGGUACAAUGGUUACUGAAGAUAAUAUUAAUAAAACAAUUGAAUCAUUAGAAGAUAUACAAGAAAAAGAUUUUAUAAGAAAAUGUCUUGAUAGUGAUCCAUUAAGUAGACCAACAGCAAGAGAAUUAUUAUUUCAUCCAGUAUUGUUUGAGGUUCAUUCACUUAAAUUACUUGCGGCACAUGCGCUAGUUAAUUCUGCCACAAAUAUAUCAGAAACAAUUACGGAUGAAGUGCUACAGAGGUUAUACGAACCAGAUACAAUUGUUGCUGAAAUAAGGUAUCAAGGUCAGCCAUCACAUCAAAUACGUCUAAGUGAUAUUCCAGUUACGGAAAAAUUGGAAAAAUUUGUUGAAGAUGUCAAAUAUGGAAUUCAUCCAUUGACAGCGUAUAUGGCUAAACUACCACCACCAGUACGUCCAAGAGCAAUAUCACCUGAAGUUACUGAAUCAGUUAAAUCUGUAACACCAGAACCAGUUGAUGUUGAAUCACGUAGAGUUGUUAAUAUGAUGUGUAAUGUUAAACCUAGAGAUGAAAGUUGUGAAUUAUUGAUGACAAUAUUAUUACGAAUGGACGAUAAAAUGAAUAGACAAUUAACAUGUCCAGUAAGUCGAACAGACUCGCCAAUGCUUCUCGCACAAGAACUUGUACAUUUUGGAUUUAUCAAUGAGGAUGAUCGUGAUAGAAUAGGAAAUUUAAUUGAAGAAGCAUUAAGAAGUUGCUUCAAUAAACAAAUGAUGGUACCUGGUUUGGUAUCAUUAAAUAAUCUACAAAGUCAAACAACUUUAUUAUUACCUGGACCAGAAUUUCCAUCAAUUGAAGAUGUUGGAAAAUCUGUUAUAAAUACAACGCAUAAUGAUAAUAUUAUUAAUAUUAAUCAAAUGCAAAAAAUAACUGGUCUUAAUAAUUCAUCAAUUAAUAAAUUAUGCACAAAUUUAAAUGACAAUGAUACACAAAAAAUUAAUGAAAGUGGUAGUUAACCAAUCAUGAUAUUCAUGUGCCACAUUGCACCCUCGAUGGCUAUGUAUUUUUAUAUUUAAGUUAAAUUAAAAAAUGAAAACAAAUAAUUAAAUAACAAGAUAACAUAAUGAAAAUAGUGCCGUGGCUAUUAUAAAUUUAUGAUAUUGUUUUUUUAUUUUAUUUUAUUUUUUUUUUACAAUUAUGAUUAUUUGCCUAAGUCAAUGACAAAUUAAUCUUAAAUUAUUUGGCUAUUUUAAAUAUUGUUAUUUUUGUUUUUACUGUUAAUAUUGAUAUAAAUUAUUAAAUCAAUUUGUACUGGUAUAUUUAUUUGAAUAAUAAUUUUAAAUAAUAAUAUUUAUUCUGAUAAUAAACAGAGGUAUAUAUAGUUUAAUAUUUUUUUAACAGAAAAAAAAAUUAAAAUAGGAACAUUUAAUAACAAAAAAAAGAAAAAAAAAACAUUGUAUAUUGUUGCAUGACUGCUGCUGGUUGCAUUUAUUUUUUGGCACAUAUAUAAAUUGAUAAAUUGUUCACUUAUUUUCUGUAUAAAAUUACUUUAUAAUAACACAGAUUAAAUUCAAAGUCUUAAAUUUAAAUGAUGAUUUUAUUGUUACUAUUAUCAUUUCAAAAACAAAAUCAAUUUAGAGCUGCUUUUUUUUUUUUGUAUGUUCAUUAAAUGUUUGUAAUGAAUUUUGCAACGAUUAUUAAAAUUCUUCCGAAUACACUGUCAUAUAUUUUGUGGCACAUAAAAAUAAAAUUGAUAAUUAUUCUAAAAAAUAUUAAUAACAAAGUGAGCCACGGCCCUGUACUUGGGUAUUAUUGAUGUGAUUAAAUCAAGAUUUUUAAAUCUCAAUGAAAUUAGCUGAAAUCUUUGUAAAUAAUUUAUAUUUUUAAGAAAGUCUUGUUGAGACAGGAAAACACUAGUCAUAUAGGUAUAUUCGAGUACUAACGAAAAUCAGAAAAAAAUAAAUAAUACAAUAAUUAUAAUCAGAGAAAA